This is a messenger RNA of Emiliania huxleyi CCMP1516, 444 nucleotides long. RefSeq lists its product as hypothetical. The record is from RefSeq and is a predicted model, not a curated record. NCBI's taxonomy places the organism in Eukaryota, Haptophyta, Isochrysidales, Noelaerhabdaceae. Bases 1 to 444 code for a protein of 147 amino acids. The transcript is spliced from 2 exons.
AUGACAUCUCGCGUCAUCGCCACGGGAAGCCGAUCAGCAAACGCACACCCGACAGCCGCGUCGUCCGCAUCGAGCGCCGUUCGCGAAAAGCCGGCCCCUUUUCGCAACCUCAGCUUCGGCAUGUGCAACGAUGCCGUCUGCACAUCGAGCCCUUGGCGCAAGCUUGUUGCAGGCGUCGCGCGCCUCCCCGAGGUCACGCAGGAAGCUCUCCAUAUGUGUUGCAAUAGACCCCCGAGCCGGUUGUUGCUGCACCGGCUGAUCGAAUGCAACGGCGGCGUGGUGGACGGGAGCGGCGGGGGAGCAGGGGGCGACGGCGAGGUUGCGUCCGGAGCCCGGCGGGUCGAUCUGCAUCGGCUGCACGUCGGCCACGUCGGCUUCUGCCAGCUCUGGCUGCUGGGCGGCGGUCAGCGUGGAGAAUGGCAGGACUGUUUGGGGCGCAUUUGA